AUGCCCAUCCUGAAGUUAUCUCUGUUUACGUUGCUUGGCCUUUCUGGUCAAGCAGUAUCCCAACUGUACAGCAAUUCGAGCAGUUCUGAAGAUGGGACCGUAAAUAUCCAGUGGUUAGACCAGAAACCUGCUUACAAUCCUGGUACGACUUUUGGAGUGCCAUGGCCUCGAGGAAAAUAUAAGGCCAACGACACGAUCUUUGCGGUAUCGUCUGAGAGUGGCCCUCCUGUCGCAUCCGAAUCUUGGAUUACAGGAUACUGGUCCGACUCUUCUGUCAAAUGGACGGCCCAUGCCAUCGCAGCUGGUGUACCAGAGGAUGGCUACACUGUCACUGCACUAUCGAAGGACUCGACGCGCAGCACUUCUGAAAAUACCACUUUGACAGUGCAUGAUGGCCCGGACAUUAUCGAGAUCAAUACUGGCAAGAUCGCUGUCUCCUUCACAAAGACUGGCAACGUUCUCGUGAAGGACAUAAAGACGUCGAAUGGUCAGGUUGUUGGGCAAGAUGGCAAACUCAUUCUUCGUUCACAAUCAUCUGUUUUCGACGACGAAGACAAACAAGGUCAACUCGCCCCCGAAUAUUUCAACUUCGAGAGCAAGAUAGACAACGUCACCGUCUCCAAAGACAACACCGCCCGUGCUCUAGUCACUGUUCGCGGUGAUCAUCGACAGGUCCAGGUUGGAAACUCGUCGUCUUCUACCCACAAAGAUUGGCUUCCCUUUGUUGUUCGUUUCUAUCUCUAUUCCAAUUCGGAAUCAAUCAGGAUCGUACACUCCCUGAUAUACGAUGGGGUUCCCAAAACCGAUUUUGUACGCGGUAUUGGUCUCCGCUUUGAUGUUCCUCUCGAGGACGAAUUCUACGAUCGUCACAUUCGUAUUGCUGGUGUGAAUGGCGGGAUACUAAAUGAAGCCGUUCAAGGCAUCACAGGACUCAGAAGAGAUCCCGGACAAGCGGUACGGACUGCGCAGUAUCAAGGCAAGAAGACUCCUGCUCUCGAUACUUGGGACACGAGAGUCUCUUCUCGGCUAAAGUGGAUCCCUACAUGGAACGACUAUAGCUUGACUCAGCUAUCUUCUGAUGGCUUCACUCUGAAGAAGAGGACAAAAGCCGGUCAGUCUUGGAUCAACAUUCCUGGCAGCACACAAGCUGGAGGACUUGCAUACCUUGGAGGAGCUACAAAAGGUGGUCUUGCUGUCGGGCUCAGAAACUUCUGGAAGCAAUAUCCUUCCCAACUGGAUGUUUCGAAUGCUGCUACAGAUGUCGGUUCGAUCACUGUUUGGCUGUACAGUCCUGCUGCCCAGCCACUGGAUACCAGGCCCUACCAUGAUGGCCUAGGCGAAGCCGACUAUGCAGAUCAACUUGACGCUCUUGAGAUAACUUACGAGGAUUGGGAAGGAGGUUACGACUCGCCUUAUGGUGUCGCAAAGACAAGCGAACUCUUCCUCUUCGGCUUCGAAAACACUCCUGAGUCUGAUUCUCUUGCAACUUUGACCGAGUAUAUCAACUCUCCACCUGUUCUCGUUGCCGAUCGCGACCACAUUGCUCACUCAGAAGCUCUCGGAACUUACUGGCAGCGUCCCNAAAACAGCAGUGCAUCUGCCCGACCCAUCGAGGAUCAUCUUGACUUCCUUACCGAGUUUUAUCAAGGCCAAGUGUCUCAGCGUAAGUGGUAUGGCUUCUGGGACCAUGGCGAUGUAAUGCAUACAUACGAUGUCGAUCGCCACGAGUGGAGAUACGAUGUCGGAGGUUAUGCUUGGGACAACUCGGAACUGUCCCCUAACCUCUUCUUCUGGAACCAAUUCCUUCGGACUGGACAAGCCGAUCUAUAUCGCUUUGCUGAGGCCCAUACUAGGCACACUGGGGAGACCGAUGUCUACCACCUUGGUCCUUGGAAGGGUCUGGGAACAAGACAUGGCAUAAACCACUGGUCAGACUCAUCUAAGCAGAUCCGCAUCUCGCAGCCACAGUAUCGUAAGGUGUUCUACUAUCUGACUGGCGGUGACGAAAGAACAGGCGACCUUCUCACGGAAAUCUUAGAUGCCGAAAAAGCCUUCCUGGUCGUUGAUCCAAGGAGAAAAGUACGAGCUGCAAAUAUCACCUAUGUCGCUGACCCCAAGGCUCUUCUCAUCGAUGUUGGUCUAGAUUGGUCAGGGCAAGCAGCAGCCUGGCUUAUCGAGUGGGAGCGCCGUGGACCUCGCUGGCAAGAGGCGAAAUCCAAACUUCUCGAGACCAUGAGAGGCAUUGCAGACUUGAAGAAUGGCUUCGUAACUGGUGAAGCGCUCUACAACCUCUACAAUGGCACCAUCAGUCCUCCGUCCCAAGAUCCUGACAACAAAGGCGUGGUCGCGGUAUCGCAUCUGACCGCAGUAUUUGGCCUCGUGGAAGUCAUCGCAGAACUGACAACACACCUCGGCGAUGCCUUCNCUGCGGACUUUGAAAAGGCUUGGUUGGACUACUGCUACUACUUCGGCGCCACACAAGCAGAACAGAAAGCCAGAUACGGUGAAGCCUUUGGCAAAUUGAACCUUUACCAAGGACAUUCGCGCUUGACAGCCUAUGCUGCGAAUACACUGCACAAUGCGACAUUGGCUGCUCGCGCUUGGAACGAAUUCUACAACACCGACGGAUUCAAGGCAGAUGCACCGUGGAAGACUGAACGUGUUGAGGGGAGUAAAGUACUUUUCCCUGUCGAUGAAGCAGCUUGGGUGAGCACGAAUGAUGUGGGCCAGUAUGGUUUGGCGGCAAUUGAGAAUCUGGCGUUGAUUGGCGGGUAUCUGCCGUAG
Molecule: messenger RNA, 2784 nt
Organism: Aureobasidium vineae
Lineage: Eukaryota; Fungi; Ascomycota; Dothideomycetes; Dothideales; Saccotheciaceae
Source: the annotation of a GenBank genome assembly